UGGCUGCACGAGGGUCAGGAGAAGAGACUGGAGAACUCCAGGAAACACUGUGACACUCAUCAACAGACAGGAAGUUGGGCUUCGAAGUCACAUGUCAAGCAAAUUCAAGAUGGCGAUUGCAAGUGUCCUGAUGGCAUGUACUCCCCCCCACACCAUGUAUCGAGGAUCUGUCAGUCAGUGAAACUUGACUUCUUUUAGCUGUGAACAUACUGUACCACGUCAUUAUAGGAGGGCCAACCUGUCCGCAGUCCAUGACUCUAGUGAUUCCAGCCCCCAGAGGGCCCAUCCUGAACAUUCACACGGUGAGACUUCAGGAGACUCACCAAGGAUGAACGAAGGAAGGUCUUAGGCCAGAGCAAAUGGGUUGCACGUGAGGCCCUCACCACCCUAAGAGAGUUUACGCAGGAAGUUGUGAUGCCACUCCAGCGUGAAUCAGUUAAUCAAGGAGGCCUGCCUGGCCUAACUGCUGAGGUGGGGGUGGGAUAUCGUCUUGCUGAUUGGCCAGAAGGCUGUGGAGCUUUGUGAGGUCACGGCUCGAAGACCGGGUUAGGGCAGGAGUAUGGUGGAGAUGCUGCCAACUGUCGUUGCCCUGGUCUUGGCAGUGUCCGUGGUUGCCAGAGAUAACUCCACGUGUGAGUGAGGUACAAAGACUGGAUGCCUCUUCUUGGUUUGAGCAGUGUCCUGGUCUCUCCUCAGUGGCCCCUGUGGGUUACGAUUCAGGCAGAACUCACAAGCAGGUAUCCGGAUUGUCGGAGGGCAGACUGCGCAGCGUGGGGCCUGGCCCUGGAUGGUCAGCCUACAGAUCUUCAUGUCCCAUAACAGCCGCAGGUACCACGCCUGUGGAGGCAGCCUGCUGAACUCCUACUGGGUGCUUACAGCGGCUCACUGCUUCGAUAACAAAAAAAAAGUCUAUGACUGGAGACUGGUUUUUGGAGCCCAGGAAAUUGAAUAUGGAAGAAACAAGCCAGUGAAAGAGCCUCUGCAGGAGAGAUAUGUGCAGAAGAUUAUCAUCCAUGAAAAGUACAACGUCGUGACUGAGGGCAACGACAUUGCUCUCUUGAAGAUCACUCCUCCGGUUGUGUGUGGGAGCUUCAUCGGGCCCAGCUGCCUACCUCAUUUUAAGGCUGGUCCUCCCAAAAUUCCCCAGACCUGCUACGUGACUGGGUGGGGAUACAUGAAAGAGAAGGCCCCCAGGCCAUCGCCUGUCCUGAUGGAGGCACGCGUGGAUCUCAUUGACCUCGACCUGUGUAACUCAACCCAGUGGUACAAUGGGCGUGUCACAUCAACUAAUGUGUGUGCAGGGUAUCCUGAAGGCAAGAUUGACACCUGCCAGGGGGACAGUGGUGGGCCUCUCAUGUGCAGAGACAACGUCGACAGCCCCUUUGUGGUCGUGGGGAUCACGAGCUGGGGGGUAGGCUGUGCCCGUGCUAAGCGUCCUGGAGUCUACACAGCCACCUGGGAAUACCUGGAUUGGAUUGCCUCCAAGAUCGGCCCUAAUGCCUUGCACUUGAUUCAGCCAGCCACCCCUCCGCCGCCUACUACUCGACCACCACCGGCGGUCCCUUUCCACCCCUCUCCUUCUUGGUAUUUCCAAAACAUCCCACCUCGACCACCUCGCCCACGACCACCGCGGCCUCUGCCACACCGACCGUCUCCAGGCCAGGCCCAGUCCCCAUUCGCACCCCUACCGCCACCCCCAACCCCACUCCAACCCGUACCCUUUACGCUUGGUUCACAUCGCACGAGACGCCGCACAACACUUUCUUUCGCCCAGCGUGUACAGAAUCUCAUAGAGGCCCUGAAGAUGAGGACUUACCCUGUGCCUGAUUCCUCACGGUACCACGGACUAAUGAACUACCACCACCAAGGCUCCGCAGCUGAGCCUUUUGUCAACAAAUCAAUGAGCCCUGAGAAAAGAGAAACGAAAUAAAACAUAUAUUUAUAUUAAAAAUAUUUAUAUACAUGA
Myodes glareolus (Bank vole) is the source of this 1966-nucleotide messenger RNA. RefSeq names its product acrosin (gene Acr). Gene Ontology annotation, biological process: acrosome reaction; proteolysis. Gene Ontology annotation, molecular function: serine-type endopeptidase activity. The record is from RefSeq and is a predicted model, not a curated record. Gene Ontology annotation, cellular component: acrosomal vesicle. Lineage: Eukaryota; Metazoa; Chordata; Mammalia; Rodentia; Cricetidae.